Molecule: messenger RNA, 1640 nt
Organism: Hipposideros armiger (great roundleaf bat)
Lineage: Eukaryota; Metazoa; Chordata; Mammalia; Chiroptera; Hipposideridae
Gene: COQ10A
Product: coenzyme Q10A
Exons: 5
Coding region: 233-976 (247 amino acids)
Biological process (GO): cellular respiration
Cellular component (GO): mitochondrion
Molecular function (GO): ubiquinone binding
Source: RefSeq, a predicted model, not a curated record
UGGCAACGGCGUGACGUGAGGAUACUGGGAGCUGCCGGAGCAGCGGUCGCAGCUUCAGUUCUAGCUCACCCCGCCGCCCGGUCGGGAGCAGGCAAGAGGCGCGGUUGCCCCGCGCCACCCCUGCGCUCCAGGGCUUUGAACCGGCCUGGCGGCCGCUUCCUGCCACCCUCCCUCUGGAGUGACGAGGGCGCAGCGGGUGUCAGAGCCGUGAAGGCCAGGGAGGGUCACGCGCAUGGCCUCGGCGGGCGCGCGGCGGCUCCCAGCCGGGACCCGCGCAGCGGCCCAGCGUUGCUGCGGCCUCCAGCUCCACCGGGGCGUGCGCUCGGCCCCGCCCCCAGGCCCUCCGCGACCGCCGCGACCAAUGAGAUUUCUGAUUUCCUGCAGCCUCCUCUUGCCCCGGGCUGCCCAAGCCUUGGCAGCUGAGGCUGGCUUACCUCCUAGCCGUUCCUUCAUGGGCUUUGCUGCCCCCUUCACCAACAAGAGAAAGGCUUACUCUGAGCGUAGGAUCAUGGGGUACUCAAUGCAGGAGAUGUUUGAGGUGGUGUCCAAUGUCCAGGAGUACCGCGAGUUUGUGCCCUGGUGUAAGAAGUCUUUGGUGGUAUCCAGCCGCAAAGGUCACCUGAAGGCCCAGUUGGAGGUUGGCUUUCCACCUGUCAUGGAACGCUAUACCUCUGCUGUUUCCAUGGUCAAACCUCACAUGGUCAAGGCUGUUUGCACUGAUGGCAAGCUCUUCAAUCACUUAGAGACCAUUUGGCGAUUCAGCCCUGGUAUUCCUGCCUACCCCCGAACUUGCACGGUGGACUUUUCGAUUUCCUUUGAAUUUCGUUCUCUGCUGCACUCCCAGCUGGCCACCAUGUUUUUCGAUGAGGUUGUCAAACAGAAUGUUGCUGCCUUCGAGCGUCGGGCAGCUACCAAGUUUGGUCCAGAAACAGUCAUCCCCCGUGAACUGAUGUUCCAUGAGGUGCACCAGACUUGAGGCAAAGGAUUGUGCCUUAGCUUCUCCUCUACUCUCCCUCCCCACCCAAUUCUCUUAUUUAUUUGGCUCCUGCUCCAAUCUGAGAGAAGAGUCUGUGUUCAUAAUACUUUCCCCCUCUCAAUUCUCCAGAAAUUGCGCUCUAAGCUGGCUGGAAAUGCUGGGGGAAAAGAAAAGACAGGGGGUUAUGGAAAAGAAACAUGCUUAGGAAACAGUUAGCCUCAGCUUGAGAGCCCUAUAUGCCUGAUGCCUACAGCCUUCUCACACUGAAUUAUAAUUAAGACUGUGUGGUUACCCGAGCCCUGUCAAGGUGCCUUAGUAUCUGACCAGGGGAAGAUGGCAACUUUUCUCAAGGACUGAAUAAAUUGAGCUUUUUCAAAAAUAAUUAAAAGUAAAUGUCCAGUAAAUUAAAAAAAAAUUGAGCUUUUUCCUCUGACAGAGGUAUUGAUGGUCAAUAACUUUUGCUUGACUGAAAUGUCUCAGAUGUCAGAGAUCUGGCCAUAGCUUGAAACUAUGGUCUCACUUAAAGAAUUCACUUUUCCAUGCUAGUGAAGAGCCUGGGGCGAGGCGAAAAAAAGCACUGAACGGAGUUGUACUCUUGGGUUGUACCUUAUUCUUCCACUUGGCUUUUUAUAAAAUUUCAAUAAAUUAAUUUUGACAGUGUGAA